ACAAUCUGAAAAUAUAGCGAUGGAACUGACUACAGCUUUGAUGGACAAGAAUCUGACAACUUCACCGCGACCUGAAUGGCCAUCCGCCGCUCCAGCAGCUCUGUUACUAGUUUUUGGACUUACGGGAAAUGUAUUGGCACUGACUAUUCUCUGUUGUUCUUCAAAAAAUCACAAAUGGCGACCCUUCUACCGCUUCGUUUGUGGACUUGCCAUCACAGAUGGGGGUGGCAUAUUGCUUUCCUACCCUAUUGUUAUGGUUCGUUAUGGUAGCGAAUUCAAAUUUGACUAUCCGCGGCCGUUGUGUGACUAUAUGGCAUUUAUUUUCAUGUUUACUGUUUUGGGUUCAGCACUAUUUAUUUGUGCAAUGUCUUUCGACCGUUUUAUUGCAAUUCUGUAUCCCCACUUUUACAACUCGCUAACAAAAAACACGAGAACUGUUUUAAUGAUAGUCGGAAUUUGGAUUUUUACUGCAUUUUCAUCAAGCCUCCAUCUGAUCGUUGGUCUUAAAAGUCAGAGUUUUUUCCCGGGUUCUUGGUGUUUUCUGGACUUUGUAGCAGAUGCCAAAUUAAACAGGAUCCUCGCCUUCUUUUACUCGUUGACGAGCAUUCUGAUUCUUGCCACCACAAUUGUCCUCAUCACAACAGUAAUUAUAAAAGUCUGCUAUGACAGUCGUAAGAAGAAGAAUAUGUGCAUAACAAAGAAGAAAAACACAUAUAUCUUGGUCUUCCUGGUCUUAGUCGUGAUCCUCUUUACAUCCUGUAUAACACCACUUUUAAUUAACAUUUUCGGACAUGCAAUUGGAACAAUUUCCGGAAAUGGGCGGUUUGAACUGAACGCUAUACGUAUUGCUGUCUUGAACUCCAUCAUUGAUCCAUGGAUUUAUAUUGUAUUCCGAAAAGAUACAUUCGCGUUUUUUAGGCGAUUGGCCUUAACAUUGGGACUUGUUUCUGAAUCAAGCUCAACCAGUGACUCUCCAUCCUCCCACAAAGAGAAUCAUAGCAGAGAUCCAUUUGUUUCAAUGUCGUCAAAGCAGUGGCGGGUCUGA
Molecule: messenger RNA, 1045 nt
Organism: Saccostrea cuccullata (small rock oyster)
Lineage: Eukaryota; Metazoa; Mollusca; Bivalvia; Ostreida; Ostreidae
Product: prostaglandin E2 receptor EP4 subtype-like
Exons: 3
Coding region: 20-1045 (341 amino acids)
Biological process (GO): inflammatory response; positive regulation of cytosolic calcium ion concentration; adenylate cyclase-activating G protein-coupled receptor signaling pathway
Cellular component (GO): plasma membrane
Molecular function (GO): G protein-coupled receptor activity
Source: RefSeq, a predicted model, not a curated record